GUGCUCAAAAAAAAAAAAAUCCAGAAUUUCCUGUCUCUAUUCUCUAUUUUCCUUGAACCUCUCAAAACCCCUCCAAUUUCCCACACUUUCUCUCCAUCCAAACACCCUCCCAGCUCCCAUGGCUACUCUAUUAUCCUCCUUACAACCCACACUUCAGUUCCCCCAUAUCUCAUCUUCACCAUCAUCAUCAUCUUCUUCUUCUUCUUCAGUCUCUCUCCUCAGCCUUACCACCUUCUCCACCAAGCCUACAAACUCACUAACUUUCACAUUAUCCAACUACAAAUCCAGUUUCUUGAACAACCUUAUACCCAUUUCCCUCUCACCCAGAAAAAGCCAUCUUGGCAAUAAUGCUUCACUCUCUGUCCGAAUGUCUUGGGAUGGUCCACUCUCUUCAGUGAAGUUGAUUAUGCAGGGCAGGAAUUUGGAGUUAACUGAGACUGUCAAGAAGCAUGUGGAAGAGAAGGUGGGGAAGGCAAUUGCUAAGCACAGUCAUUUGGUUAGGGAGGUGGAUGUCAGGUUUUCAGUUCGGGGUGGAGAGUUUGGGAAAGGCCCAAGAAUUCGGCGGUGUGAGGUUACAUUGUAUACAAAGAAGCAUGGAGUGGUUCGAGCAGAGGAAGAAGGUGAGACAGUCUUUGGGAGUAUAGAUUUGGUCUCAUCGAUAAUACAAAGGAAGCUGAGGAAGAUUAAAGAGAAGGAGUCCGAUCAUGGCCGGCACAUGAAGGGGUUCGACAGAUUGAAAGUUAGGGAGCCUACAAUACAACCAAUGAAGGAAAAGACAAAUGAUGAAGAGGAAGAUGCCAUUUCUCAAGAAGAUGAUGGAGAAAUUAUUGAUGAGAUUGUUCGUACAAAAUACUUUGAUAUGCCACCUUUGACUGUCUCUGAAGCAAUUGAGCAACUGGAAAAUGUUGAUCAUGAUUUCUAUGCUUUCCGGAAUGAAGAAACUGGUAAAUACUUAUUGUGUCACUUUUUUUUUUUAAACAUUAAUUAUCAUAAUCAUCCUGGGUCCAAUUUUUCACUUGCCUUUGCUCCAGGUGAGAUUAAUAUCGUGUACAAAAGAAAAGCUGGAGGAUAUGGUGUUAUCAUACCUAAAGAAGACGGUAAAGCUGAGAAAUUUGAGCCCAGGGUGGUGGAACCAGCUAGAGAACCCUCCUUGGCAGACUAGAUGUACCUAGCAAAGGAAGAUCCUUUUUCAGAGAUAAUUUAACUAGCUAUGUCUUCGAAUCAAACGGCAAUGAUGUAUUUGGAGGACUCAGCAUGCUUAGACAAACCCGAAACAUUUAAGAUCAAAUGAGGAAAUUUUGAGAUGUAUGAACAUGUUUACAAGGGUAGUUAGUUAUUGUAAGUUGAUAUGCACCACGUGAUUUCCAACACUGAUGGAGCAGAUAUAACAUGUAAUUACUAUGCAAUCUGUAAAUGAUAAUUAGCUCAGAUGACUCUCUUUAGUUCUAUUGUCUCUGUUUUAUACCCUUCUUUCUGUCUAAACUUAAGAGGCUAAGACAAUUUAAGUUACUGCUGUGCUCUCUUUUCUAUA
Messenger RNA from Quercus lobata, 1531 nucleotides. Its product is annotated as 30S ribosomal protein. Gene Ontology annotation, biological process: primary metabolic process; negative regulation of translational elongation. Bases 119 to 1162 code for a protein of 347 amino acids. Gene Ontology annotation, molecular function: ribosomal small subunit binding. The transcript is spliced from 4 exons. Gene Ontology annotation, cellular component: cytosolic small ribosomal subunit. NCBI's taxonomy places the organism in Eukaryota, Viridiplantae, Streptophyta, Magnoliopsida, Fagales, Fagaceae. The record is from RefSeq and is a predicted model, not a curated record.